AUGCUGGUUUUGUUGCUGUUAACUGUGUUGGUACGUCCAUCUUUACAAGUGAUAGCAGAGGAAGAUUGCAAACCUGGUGAAUUAUUUCACUUUUACGACAACCAGUGUUAUUAUUUAUAUAAAGAUUUUGUAUACUGGAACUAUGUAAAGACUUUAUGUAGCAAUUUCAGCUUUGUCCCUGCUAGGGUGAGAACAGCUGAGGAAAUCGCCCACUUCACAGAGGAAUGCUCCGGGGAGAUUUCUAUUGGGGCCACGGACGAGGACGAUGAAGGCGUAUUCAAAUGGAUCGACACACUUCAGCCUAUCAGUAGUGACAUCGUUUCUUUGAUCGCCAACAUCGAGGAAAACAGCGCUUCCAAGAACUGUUUGAUGGGUAGACAAGAAUCCGUGAUCAUCAUCAGCUGCUCAAGCUAUGAUACAAUGUGCGGCUUAUGCACUGAGAGAAACGACACAUUGACGACAACAACGGCAGCAUCAGAUACUUCAAGUAUCGUGAAAACUGAGACUACGCCUCCUGUGCCAACUACGACAAACGCAGCAUCGAUGAACGGUCAAAGUCUCAUUUUUAUAGUGGCUUACGUCUUUUGUUUUCAAAUACAGGUUUAA
Physella acuta is the source of this 606-nucleotide messenger RNA. RefSeq lists its product as uncharacterized. Lineage: Eukaryota; Metazoa; Mollusca; Gastropoda; Physidae. The record is from RefSeq and is a predicted model, not a curated record.